Messenger RNA from Pseudogymnoascus destructans, 2145 nucleotides. RefSeq lists its product as uncharacterized. The transcript has 5 exons. Lineage: Eukaryota; Fungi; Ascomycota; Leotiomycetes; Thelebolales; Thelebolaceae. The coding region runs from base 1 to 2145 and encodes 714 amino acids. The record is from RefSeq and is a predicted model, not a curated record.
AUGUGUUUGUGCUCAGCACUUCAACAACAACAACCACUUGAAGAGGUAUGCAGAGAAGACUUCGAUGGAAUUACACAGUGGGUCGAAUCUCUGGCCUCCCAGCUCCCAUUUACAUUGAACAAGAGAAAGCUCAAUCCGAAACCUCCGGAGGGUGAGCAACGGAUAGCUAAAAUUUUCGAAUUCGACCCCACUGAAUAUCACACGCGAACGCUUCUGAAGCUCAAUAUAAAAAAAUGGGCUGCGCAGCCAAGUUCAUUUACGCAACUACAAAAACAGCUGGUUUAUAGUAGAAAAAAUCCAGCAUAUGAGAUUAUCUUUGAAAGCUUACAGCUUCAACAAUCGGAUGCGCAUUCCUGUAUCCUGCGCAGAUUCCAGUCUGUGGCACUUUAUAGGCAACGAGAACGGCAGGCUCGAAAUGACGAUGCCAAAACAAUUGCAAGCGCACUGUUCCCUCUUAUCCAUCCUCCUGAAGAUGGCGACGACCCUCCGGAAGAUGGCAACAACAUGCAAGAUCUCAGCAAUACUAUUGAAACCUUGAUACAGGCCGGCCCGAGGUAUGACAGCAUUGGAAAGAGGCUGUGCCUUGGCAGCCUGUUUCUACUUGGAGAUGCCAUUCCAAACAAUAUAUGGGAGAAAUGGCUUCCCUCAACGGGUUCUCGAUUUGAUAGAGCAAUGGAUUAUCUGAUUGAGAAAGGGAUAGUCACCAUAGGAAGUAAAUAUAAUGAACUGGGAGAGAAAAUUCUUGCGUAUUAUGACAGUCGCCUACCAGUGAUGCCUGAAAUCGUAUGGAUGAAUGACAAUGUCCAGGGAAAACACACGAAGCCUAGGCGCCAGCGCCACAGCCAAAAGAAAGCCACAGCGCCCGCCCCAAAUCCUCAAUACAUUCAAGUUGACCGAAAUACUACCAACUCCACAAAGACGUCUCAAAAGCGGGGAUCUAGUAAUCCUCAGCUCGGGAGGAAACGAUUGAAAGCAACUACAGCGUGUAGUGCAACUAACGACGAGCGUGCUGAAGUGAAUGAGCAGGGACACAAUGGUACUUUGAUGCAGGCUCUGUUGACAGUAGUAGAGCAUGAGGUGGACCAAAUCCCGGCUGAAAGCUCGUCGACACUGGGGCCAACUUCUUUGACUACAUGGGAGUCGCACAUGCCAUUCGAUGGAUCAGCGCCCAGAUCCGAGGUUGGAAACCUCGCAAGUUUUCAAUCCAAUGGAGUCUCUCGUGAAACACAGAUGUCCGGAUCGGAUUCAAGGGCCGGUAAUAGCUGUGUUGGUUAUGUCACCUCAUAUGAUAGCGCUGUCAAUAGGUUGCUUCAGAGUUCAAAUCCAUUAAGCCAGUGGAGCCUGCUUUCACAGAGCCAGAAGGCCAGUAAAACCUGGGUAGAGCCCUCUGGACAAAAGGAAUCAAGUCAAGUAUAUCGCCAGCCAGAAAACAAUAAUCUUAAUGGUUGGAACCAGGGCCAUGUGCUGUCCCCUCCGGAUCAGAUCGAUGACUUGAUCAAUAACAUGGAUAACCAGGAUAACACUCUCAAUGGUUGGAACCAGGGCCAUGUGCUGUCCCCUCCGGAUCAGAUCGAUGACUUGAUCAACAACAUGGAUAAUCAGGGUAACACUCUCAAUGGUUGGAACCAGGGCUAUGUGUUGUCCCCUCCGGAUCAGAUCGAUGACUUGAUCAACAACAUGGAUAAUCAGGAUAACACUCUCAAUGGUUGGAACCAGGGCCAUGUGCUGUCCCCUCCGGAUCAGAUCGAUGACUUGAUCAACAAUAUGGAUAAUCAGGAUAACAUUCUCAAUGGUUGGAACCAGGGCCAUGUGCUGUCCCCUCCGGAUCAGAUCGAUGACUUGAUCAACAACAUGGAUAAUCAGGGUAACACUCUCAAUGGUUGGAACCAGGGCUAUGUGUUGUCCCCUCCGGAUCAGAUCGAUGACUUGAUCAGCAACAUGGAUAAUCAGGAUAACACUCUCACUGGUUGGAACCAGGGCCAUGUGUUAUCCCUUCCCCCGGAUCAGAUCGACGACUUAAUCAACAGCGGCCACAAUAUUCCUCCUCCGGGCCAGAUCGACGACUGGAUCAACGGCAUGAACAAUCCGCAGGAUAGCACUCGUAAUGCCACCAUAAAUCAAUGGUCCCAACCCAUCACAUGCUAG